Aspergillus ibericus CBS 121593 is the source of this 1497-nucleotide messenger RNA. Its product is annotated as F-box protein. Gene Ontology annotation, molecular function: protein binding. The annotation marks the transcript as partial. The transcript has a single exon. The record is from RefSeq and is a predicted model, not a curated record. NCBI's taxonomy places the organism in Eukaryota, Fungi, Ascomycota, Eurotiomycetes, Eurotiales, Aspergillaceae.
AGCCUUCCAAAUGAACUGCUUCUCUUGAUUAUCUCUCGCCUUCCCAACGCUGCCAUCAAAUCGCUACGCUUGACCAGCAAACGCCUGCACGGAAUGGCCCAUCUACGUCUCAACCGCGUAUUCCUGUCAGCCAAUCCAGACAACAUUCGUGUCUUUCGUGCCAUCGCAGACCACGACCUACACCGUCACAACAUCGAAGAAAUCAUCUGGGACGACGCACUCUUGCAGACAACUUCAUUCGAAGGCCUCUACCGCUGGGAUUAUUUCCACGGCCCCAACGGGCAGAUAAUCCAAGAGCAUCCCGACGAAACCUGCCCCAUCUGGUAUGCCAUCGCAUGUCGUAAAAACCUCCACGCGUUACGCACACGCAAGAACACCGACGCGGACCGUCCAGACCAUGUAACCCGGGCUCUGGAAGUCGUGGCCGCCCAACAACCCCUGCACCUCUUCUGGCAAACCUAUGAAGAGCUGGUAGAGAAACAGGACACCAUCCUGGCGACGAACGCCGACACCGAAGCCCUGAUCUACGGACUCAAGCAAUUCCCCUCCCUGAAGAGAAUCACCAUCACCCCAGCUACCCACGGAUGGCUCUUCAACCCCCUCUACGAAACGCCCAUGAUUCGCGACUUUCCAUUCGGGUUCAAUUACCCCAUUCCUCGCGGAUGGCCAGCCUCCAGGACCGGCGAAGACGGGCCCGAUAUCCAGUGGUGGAACGAUCAGCUCGAGACCACGAAAGACCAAUGGCGCGGAUUCCGAACUGUGACAAGGGUACUCGCCCAGGAACAACAUCAUAUCUCGGAACUCAUACUCGACGCCCACCAGCUCAACACAGGUCUGAAUUGCACGAUCUUCGAAGCCCCCUGCGACGAGUACCACCACUUCCUCUCUCUCCUUCGCACCCCGGGCUUCUCCCGUCUAGACCUUGCCCUCAUCAUCCGCAGCCAAGACCAACGUGCCUGGCCCCCUGUCGAUCAGGGCCUCCUUCAUCAAGCAUUAUCCGAAGCUACCGACAUGGAACACAUCAGCCUCGCGACCACCAUCGCAGCGUCCGACGAUCUCAUGGACAUCUCCGACAACGGAAUGGCCGUGGAUGCCGUCCCCCUCCAGACAAUCUUCCCCCUCGACAAAUGGCCCAAGCUGCGCCAUUUCGGACUCUCCGGGUUCCCAGUCACCCACGAUUACAUCCUCUCCUUCCUAGCCCAAUUACCACCCACGGUCCGUUCCAUCGAGCUCAGCUUCCUCCGGUUCCAGGAUAAUUGCGGGAACUGGCGCACCUUGCUCCCGAAGAUCCGGGACAGGUUACCCUGGCGGGACCGCGGGGUGGCUGUCGGUCCUAAGCUGGUGAUCGGUAUUGGCUUGGAGUUCGGUAACUGGCAGAUUGGUCGGGGGAUCUGGCUCGAGGAGGAAGUCAGUGCGUUUAUCUACGGGGAUGGGUGGAAUUUCUUUGAUGUCAAUGGGUAUCCGCGAUGGGGGUCCGGGGUGGUCAGAGAUGCAUUU